This is a messenger RNA of Seminavis robusta, 1104 nucleotides long. The record is from the annotation of a GenBank genome assembly. NCBI's taxonomy places the organism in Eukaryota, Bacillariophyta, Bacillariophyceae, Naviculales, Naviculaceae.
GCAAACUGUUGGCUUUUUGAGUUGAAGGGCAGCAAAAGAUCAAACGAUGUUUCAGCGUUAGAGCAGUGUCUCUAUCUCCUGAUCGACCUGUUCGCCGACAACCCAAGAACUUUGUUGUUACCGUAGCUUCAGGUGUCCGGUAUCUGACAAUGGGUCGGCCUGCAAAGACUUCCUGUUGUUGCUACCUAAUAAGAUUUCUUUGGUUGGCGGCAUGUCUGGUUGUGACCGUUCAAGCCCAACAAUCCGGAUGUGGAGUGUGUGCUUCCACAGGAGAUUGCUCCCAUGCAUUCAAGGGGAAUCCGGGUCAAUUUUGUGGAACGUUUUUCUCUAAGCAACAAAGUACUGCCAAGCCCUGUUGUUGUCCUGUCCAGUCGAGUUGCAAGUUGGGACCCGAUACCUGUCAGUGUCAUGUGUCAGGAAACAGCAGCAGCAACAGCAGCAGUUCUGGUGGCAACAGUAAUGGUACCACCACGGAUUUAACUGGAAUUGUCUUGUUUGUGAUUGCCACCUGCGUGGUUGUGGGUUGCUGCUAUAAGGGAUGUUGUCAGAAGCAGGAACCCAAACAAGUCUAUACUGGGCCCGUCUUUGUGGAGGAAGAAGUACAGCCCAGUGCCCCCGUGGAAACGGAUCCCUUGGCACCACCACCGGCCACCAAUCCUAGUUACGCAGCUACUGCGCCUACUUUGAGAGCUAGUAAUCCGUCGUCCGGUCCUGCCUUUGGAAGAACCUACACCAAUCCGGCUGGAUUGACGGCCCGACCAACCUACCGUCCCACUGGAAUCGGAAAUUGGUUGGCAGGAGGAUUGGGAAUCGCAACAGGGGCCGCGGCUGGAUCGUUGGUCACGCAUCAAUUGGAUACACAGAGAGAAACCAGUGAUAGUCAUCGAUACGGUGAUGAUCCCUAUGGAAGUGGUAUUGGAGGCGGACACGAUAUUGCAGGUGAUACGGGAGAUGACGAUGGUGGAGUCGAUAUCGAAGGAGAUUCCUGAGGUAAACAAACGAGCCAGGCAAAUGCAAAGUUGAGGCAAAUGCUACCGGUACCACAACAAUAAGCAGAGCCGGACCACAAAAUCUAAUAACUAACUAGAGAAAGGUUUUUGAUCG